CGCUCCGGAUGACUUGGACAUGUCAGCCGCUUGAAGGGGAUCGGGCUUUCCUUUCCCAGGAGCCCGCAGGCCUUCUGGUGACCGCCACCGCCGUCACCUGGAGCGUGGGUCCCCGACGCUGGGCGGCGGAGGCGGAGUUCCCCGGUCCUUCCAGACGCUGUCUGGCGAGAUCGGCCGAUAUACAGGCCACAUGCAAAGACUGGAAUGAGGUCUCGAGAGCUCAGGGCAAAUGCCAGCUGCCAGCCCCGAAGGAUCGCAGUUCUGUAACCAUAACCGGAAUUUUGCCAACAGCCUGAAUGAACUUAGGAGUGGAUUCUCCCCUAGAGUCUCCAGAGAGGAACACAACCUGCUGACACCUUCCUGUCAAGUUUGAGAACCCAGUUGAGCCACAUUGUGCCUAGAUAGCUGACCCACAUAAACUUUUACAGAUAUGAUCCAGCCCUGUACUGAAUUACUUCGGUUAGUCAGAGUGAACGUCCAAUAAUGAGUGGUGCAGCUUUGGGACUCGAGAUUGUUUUUGUUUUUUUUCUGGCGUUAUUUCUACUUCAUCGAUAUGGAGACUUUAAGAAACAGCAUAGACUUGUAAUUGUUGGAACACUGCUAGCUUGGUAUCUCUGCUUUCUUAUUGUCUUCAUACUGCCUCUGGACGUUAGUACGACAAUAUACAACCGAUGCAAGCAUGCUGCUGCCAACUCAAGCCCUCCUGAGAACAGCAACAUCACAGGCUUGUACGCAACCGCCACCCCAGCUCCAAGUCCACAUCCGUGUUUCAAGCCAUGGAGUUACAUUCCUGAUGGAAUCAUGCCAAUUUUCUGGAGGGUAGUAUACUGGACAUCGCAAUUUUUAACAUGGAUUCUCUUACCUUUUAUGCAGUCAUAUGCAAGAUCAGGAGGGUUCUCCAUCACUGGAAAGAUAAAAACCGCACUGAUUGAGAAUGCAAUCUAUUAUGGCACCUACUUGCUGAUUUUUGGAGCAUUUCUAAUUUAUGUAGCUGUAAACCCACAUCUGCACUUAGAAUGGAACCAGCUUCAGACGAUUGGGAUCGCUGCUGCAAACACAUGGGGUCUAUUUCUUCUUGUGUUACUGUUGGGGUAUGGCUUGGUGGAAAUCCCUCGGUCAUACUGGAAUGGAGCAAAAAGAGGUUAUCUACUUAUGAAAACUUACUUUAAGGCAGCCAAAUUGAUGACAGAGAAAGCAGACGCAGAAGAGACUUUAGAAGAUGUCAUGGAGGAGGUUCGUAAAGUGAAUGAAAGCAUCAAGUAUAACCACCCAUUGAGAAAAUGUGUUGACACAAUACUUAAAAAGUGCCCUACAGAGUAUCAGGAAAAAAUGGGUAGGAACAUGGAUGAUUAUGAAGAUUUUGAUGAAAAGCAUAAUGCCUAUCCAAGUGAAAAAAGUCUGGUGAAAUUACAUAAACAGGUUAUUUACUCAGUUCAGAGGCACCGUCGAACUCAAGUACAAUGGCAGAUCCUUCUGGAACAAGCAUUUUAUCUAGAAGAUGUAGCAAAAAAUGAAACUAGUGCUACUCAUCAGUUUGUUCACACUUUUCAAUCGCCAGAACCAGAAAAUAGAUUUGUCCAAUAUUUUUAUAGUCCUACAGUUGAGUGGUACUGGGAGUGUCUCCUGCGACCAUGGUUUUACAGAAUCCUGGCUGUGGUUUUGUCUGUCUUCUCUGUGAUCGUCGUGUGGUCAGAGUGCACGUUCUUCAGCACUACGCCUGUCUUAUCCCUCUUUGCAGUCUUCAUACAGCUGGCUGAAAAAACGUACAAUUAUAUUUAUAUCGAGAUUGCUUGCUUCCUUUCCAUCUUCUUCCUAAGUAUCUGUGUUUAUUCUACUGUGUUCAGGAUUCGAGUGUUUAACUAUUAUUACUUGGCUUCACAUCACCAGACCGAUGCGUACAGCCUUCUUUUCAGUGGCAUGUUAUUUUGCCGUUUGACUCCUCCUUUAUGUCUUAAUUUCUUGGGCUUGACCCAUAUGGAUUCCUCCAUCUCUCACCAGAAUACACAACCAACUGCUUACACAUCUAUUAUGGGUUCCAUGAAAGUUUUAUCCUUCAUUGCAGAUGGAUUCUAUAUAUAUUAUCCUAUGCUGGUGGUCAUUCUCUGCAUUGCUACUUAUUUUAGUUUGGGAACUCGUUGUUUGAAUCUACUUGGUUUCCAGCAGUUCAUGGGAGAUAAUGAUAUGACCUCAGACUUAGUUGAUGAAGGAAAAGAAUUAAUCAGGCGAGAGAAGAGAAAAAGGCAAAGGCAAGAAGAAGGUGAAAAUCGAAGAAGAGAAUGGAAAGAACGAUAUGGACACAAUAGAGAAGAUUCCACUAGAAACAGAAAUGUUCAUAUUGACCCCAAAGAGUCAAAUUUUUCAGAAAUGAGUACGACCCGAUCAGCAUCUAAAUAUACGAGGGCCAAUAAUAGGACUGAAAGGGAUCGAAUAGAACUCCUGCAAGAUGUAGAACCUUUGGAUUUUAAUGCAGAAGCAUUUACUGAUGAUCCUCUUGAAUCUGAAUCAGGAAGGUAUCAGCCUGGUGGACGAUACCUCUCGAUGUCUCGCAGCAGAAUAUUUGAUGAUGUUUGAAGUCUGAAAGAAUUAAUGGAAUAACUGACCCAAGUCAGUCAGUUCAGUCUUUAUGAAUUUCUGUGUACCCUAAAAUGUACACUGUACUCCCAGUGAUAAAAAAAGACACUGAAGAUCAGUCACAUCUUAGUAAUCAUAGUUCAUUCUCCAUUGAAUAGAGUAUCAUCUUUUCUAAUAGAAUUUAUUGCAUACCAUUCCUGAAGUGUCUGCCUUAGUUUGGAAGUACAGUUAAUUCAUGGAGGGGUUUAAUUCAUGAUAAAGAUCAAUAUAUGUUGAGAACAUGUAGUUCAGUUUGUUUCAGAUUAUUUAUUUUUUUCAGGAAAGUUGAUGUAAAGCUCCAAGGGAGCCCUAAGUCAAACUAUAAUAUUAUACCUCUUUAUUUUGAUUAACAUUUUUGCUAUUUCUAAAGAAUAUGUUAAUCUUGUAUUUCCCAAAGAAUUGAAGACCACGAUAACCAUAUUUACAAAACCCAUGUCGUAAAACAAGGCUUACUUACCAGAUAGAACGAGGUGUAAAAAGUUCUUUUCCAGCUCUGUAUGCGUUUGGUGAGGUCUUUGCAUGUACAGCUCAGACUGUACUUCAGUGACCAUGCUGGUGUCCGCGGCACGUGUGUGGUAAUGGGCGAAGUGUAACUCUUCAGUCGUUGGUAGUAACUGGAAGCUGUCAGUGCUUUGCCAUGCCUUGUAAAAGAUGCUCAUUUCAGAGAGAAGUGUCCACCUUUCUCGGUGAGCAUGUUGAUUUAAGUCUUGAUUUUUUCAUUUAAGGAGAAGCAUACACAUUAAUGGUAAAUAGUGUUGUUUUUUAAUUACCAAGGAGUCCCACCAAAUUCUCUAAUUUUUAAAGGUGCCUAUUUAUCUUUUUGAAAAAGAACAUCUGGUUAUUCAAAGGCAAAAGUGAAUCCAUUUUCUGUUAUUACUACUAAUAACACUCAAAUUGUAGUUUAUAGCAAACAGAAAACUACCUUGGAGAUAUUGUGGAUUCGGUUCCAGACCACAGCAGUAAAGUGAGUCUAAUGUUUUUGCUGGUGGAGGGUAUUGCCUUUAAUUUGUAAAAAAACAACAACACCGAAAAACCAUAACAUCUCUAGGAUGCAAUAAGGCAUAGCGCAAUAAAAUGAGUUAUGUCUAUAUAUUAGAAUGGAAAUAUGUAAUAACUUGUUGGUGUAAACAUGCUAAUUAAUUGAUUUUUUAACCUUUGUGGUUAAGUCAGAGUUAGGUGUUAUAUUUUAAAUUAUCACAUUACUCACUGAAUAUAGUGGAGCAAAACAUGUUUACAGAGAGGUUUUUAUGUCCCUGAAAUGUUCACACAUCUUAGAGGACCAUGCUAACUGAGGUUCACCCAGUGGUGACUGUACUUGAACUUGCCCACGCAGUCUCAGUUACAAACGUCUUGUCCUGUGGAACUUGUCCUGUGCUCACAUUUACUCUUGAGCAUUCCAGUUUGAAGAUGAAUUAUAUAGUCACUCUAAUAACAUGAUUAUAUGUUUCUUUAAUCUUUCCUGAAUCAUAAUUUUUAAUUUUAAUUUUCCUUUUAGUGUUAUCAUGUGAAUUUGUAAAGACCCAGUUCUAUGCAGAUACUGAAAGGAGUAGUAUAUCAUCUUAUUUAUCUAAUUUUCUUCAAUUUUUAUGAUUUUUUUAGAUUAGCUGCCCUUUAACGUAAUUAUCAAUGGGUAGAUUUUACUCUCAGUCGAAGGUCAUAUAGAGUGUCCAUUGAGAUCACACAUACACAGCCUUUUAUUGUGAAGUGUGGUUAGAGCAAAAUUGGCCAGGAGCAGAGAUAAUUUAAUACUGCUUGUAAUUUCAUGAUUGACCAUGGAAUACCUUGGGCAAGUCAUGUAACCUUUUGCUGCCUCAGUUUCUUCAUUUGCAAAAUGAAGACGAUACUUGUUAUUUAUCGACUGAUCUACCUCACAAAGCUGUUGUGAGGGUAUUGAGUUGAUGUUGAUAGGGUGGAAUUUAAAAAGAAAACAAAAUCAGUCGUUAGCUGUCCUGUUCUUCCCAGUCUAUUUGAAGGUGUGGAUGGGAAAUGAUCACCCCACAAAGGGAUCCAGUUUCUUAUUAUUACAGAGAACCCUACAAGUCCCCUAAGUGGAAACUUUUGGGAAAUUCACCAAAAGUCCUCUGAAAAUAGUACUGUUUUAUUAUUUAGUUUUGGGGUUUCUUUGGAAUAUUUCUCUUAAGUAUAAUGUUGUUUCUCGUCAGAUUUUGUCAUAAAACUCAGAUGUGAUUGUAGAAGCUGAAGCAGAAAACGAGAAGAAAUUAUCCGGUUAAUUUUUUAACUUAUAGUUACCUAAGAUAAAUUGAUAGGAAAAUGUAAGGGAAUGUACUGCUUUCCUUUAUUAUUAAUUUUUUAUUAUUUGAAUAAUCAAAGUAUUAUACUUCAUAAACAAUAGAUCCCUUUAUGACUUCUGAGUUAUUUUCCCAAUAAUUUUGAUUACGUGAUCCAGAGUACUCAACUUUUGAAGCAGAAUUUAUCUUACAGGGUUUUAUAUAUGAUCAGGUAGGAAGGUUACCUGGUAAAUUUGAGUUCAGAAAGUAAUGAUUUAAUCCCUGAAGACAGUUUAUUGCUGGGGAACUAAGUAAGCCACCUUGUAUAAAAAUCUGUAGUAAGUGCAAAAGAGUUCUUUUUUGAGAAGCUUAUUAAAAUGUAAUGGCAUCUACUGUAAAACAUUACUACUAAGUUAAUAUACUUUACACGCAAAGUACUUUUCUUAAAGAGUUACUUCUGGCAAUUACCUCUUGAAAUCAGAUGUCUUUCUUACAUAAUAGAUAUCUGAUUAAAUUUUCUAUAUUAUUUUUCUAAAUAAUUGUUAGGUAAGCAUAUUCAGUAAGCUGAUAAUUCAAAGUAAUCAUUGCAGAAAAUAAUUAAUAAUCUAUUAAUUUCAUGAAAUACCUGUAAGUUGCUAAUUAAGUUUUGUUACUCCAUCAAUAAUGUAUUAUUAUCAAUAGAGCAUUUUUGUAAAACUCAUUUCUAAAAUAAGAAAUAAGAUAUAAGCCUAAUUAUUAGAAUUUGUUCUCUCACCAAAUGAAUACAAGGGCUUUGGGAUAAUUUCAUCACGCCAGAGCCCCUCAUUUCACAAGAGCUAAAUCAAAACAGUCAAUGGUUCUUUAGUUAUAAAAACAGAUCCGAGAAUCUGACAGUCCCAACCUUUGGGAAGAAAUGCCACCAGUUGGUUUGUUUUGGGAGUCUACUAUUUAUUAGAUUAUCAGUUCCUAUAUUUAUGCCUUUUGUGUGCCCAAAUGAAAGUAAAUGUGGAUGGGAAAGGCACUGUGUGUUUUCUGAAGUGUGUUUCAGCAUAUUAAUGAAGGAAUUUCAUUUAUGUACCUUAGCAAACCUCACUUUUUUAUACGUUUAAUAGGUUUAGGGAAUGUUCUUGAUGGUGUGGUGGUUACCAUUUUAAAGGAAAAACUAAACUCUCUGAUUAUAAUUCACACUGCUCAGUUUUGUGAGUUUUAUACUUGUGAUUUGAAUGGACCAUGUCUGAAAAUCACAAGGAUGAAUAUAUUUACACCUCCAUUUCCUUUCAUGCUCAGCCUGAUUUGCCUAAAUUUUAUUCUCAUUUUCAAAAGAUUUGUCCAUUAAGGUUGAUGGAAGCCUUGUUAUGAUUUCAAGUUUGUGAAUAAAGCAAAAAUAAUGGCACGUUCCUCUUUUCAUAUCGAUAUUCUAAAAGUCAUUGGUUUUUGACACACUCCCUGGGAGCAUUAACUUUUUUCUGCUGAAAAUAUUUUCUUUUGUGGUUAUCUUGAUCUCAAAUUAUUUUUGCAAAAAGAGAUUUUACUGUGCUUAGUACAAAAAAGAAUAAAAAUAAAAGGGAGAGAGUUCAUGUAAAGUGGAAUUUCAAAUUAGAAACAAUACCAUUUACUAUGGCAGACAUAUGAAGGGUAAAGUUAAAAUGUAUUAAUCUGACUAUGCGACACAUUUAGAGUUGAUAUAAUUGACAUAAACCUUAUCAACCUCGUCGCUUUGAACUGUAUUUCUCAAAAGAAUGCUGGCUAGCAUCUUCCCUACUUACUACACCAAAUUGUAGGGGAGAGACUGUGUAUUUAUUUUUUAAAAGCAAUCCAAUGGAUUUGUUCUUGUCCAUAUUUUGAAAACAAGCUUGAGGAAUUUUUCUUAUUUUAGAAGGUAGGGAACAUGUGGAACUGUCUUUUAAAUUACUGUAACCUAAUAUAUAUUUAUAAAUUAUAGCAUUAAAGAAGUUCUGAUAUCAAUGUUGUUACUUCCUGGUAUUUAAUUUUUAUAAAAUGUUUUUGUAAGUAACUAAUUGUAAUAUUUCUCUUAAGUAGUUUAAAAAAUCUUUCUGCCCAGAACCUAUUUCCUUAGGGCAGUAUUCUAAAGUUCAGUAGUCCAGCGUGAAUUUGAGAUGUUCUUACAUGUCUUCAGUCUCUUUUAAUAUAUGCAAGUACCCAAGCAAAGUACACCAAAAGCCUAAUUUCUGAGUUGCAUUAAUAAAGUAUAUGCUAAUUGUCCAAUUCAGUGGAUUAGGUGAAAUAAAAGAUAAGUCUUUCAAAUAUGUAUCUGAUCAUAAUUUUUCAAAAUGUUCAUUAUGUUCAUUUUUGGUGCAUGAUGCCAAAUAAUCUUUAAUCAGCCAGUGGAUUGUAGAUUUCACUAUUUUUCUCUGCAGAUAAUCACUGCAUUUUCAAAUUGAUUUGGGAAAAGCUUGCAAAGUGCUAAGUAAAUUCGCACAUUGGGCCUUAUCUAUGUAUAUUUUGACAAACUCAUGGACUUGGAAUUGCUCUGUAGUGUUUUAAUUUAUUGUGAUGUAAUGAUUUUUUGAAAUGUUUAAUUGACUAGCUGUUAAAAUGUAGAAAAUUAUGUAGCUUUGCAUGAAAUAAAGUACAUUUCUACAAGUUA
Eptesicus fuscus (big brown bat) is the source of this 7425-nucleotide messenger RNA. It is a transcript of the gene LMBRD2, whose product is annotated as LMBR1 domain containing 2. Bases 484 to 2571 code for a protein of 695 amino acids. Gene Ontology annotation, cellular component: membrane. The record is from RefSeq and is a predicted model, not a curated record. Gene Ontology annotation, biological process: adrenergic receptor signaling pathway. The transcript is spliced from 19 exons. Lineage: Eukaryota; Metazoa; Chordata; Mammalia; Chiroptera; Vespertilionidae.